GUGUUUGCGUUUCCUAUCAGGAAACGUAUCAACACAGGAUGGUUUCUGGCAUGCGGUGCCUUAGAUUAGAACGUGCAAAUGAUAACAAAAAGGGGUAUUUUUUUCACCAUGGUUUUUUUUUUUUUUCCCAAGUCUAAUAUGAUUCAGCAGAAAAGUUUAGGGAUGUGAGUCCAGCAGAAAUUCAGGUGCUCUGUGUGCGCUGUGGCUCUUUCCAUGUUAGAGGUGUGGUGGGCAUGGCUGCCCUGGGGUUGCUGGUUCCUUGCCAGGAGCUGCAGGUCCAUUGGUGAGUGUCCUCAUGAAACCUCCUGGAGAAGUCUCCUUCCCUGCCUCCAACUCAAGGGAUCUGAACAAAUAGAAACUUCCAGGAAAAAAAAAUGCCAAGAGAGAUGUCUCCUCAUCCUUGGAGACGUUCAAGGUCAGGCUGGAUAUGUCUCUGAGCACCUGAUUGAGCUGUAGGUUUCCCUGUUCAUUGCAGGGGAGUAGGACUAGAUGGUCUUUAAGGGUGUCUUCCAAUGCAAACAAUUCUGUGAUUCUAUGAUUCUAUAAAUGUGGUUGGUCCUGGUUCCUUCUUGGAUCCCCAAGAUCUGCCUGGUGUGGGGAGCUGAUGGUUAAAUGGAUCCAGCUCCCCAGCAGACCACAGCAAUGCCAUGGUUCCCCUUCACGCAGCUAGUGGAGAUGUGCUUUGCUCUCUAAGGAGCAUGCUGCAAGGCCUGCUUUGCAGAGCAUCCCCACAGAGUGUGCUUGUUCCACAUCAAUAAUCCCUUUAUCACAAUGAUUCCUCAUGUUGAAAAACAUUUCACAAAGUGCAUCACAGUCUAUUGUUCUGCCUGCAUGGCUGUGCUGCUGGUGACUGCAGCGUGCACUGGUCCUCUCCAACUGGUCCUCUCUUGUGGGUAAGCACAAGGUGGCACGAUAGCAAUUACAGCUGUGAGCAUGACUGACCCCUACCACCAGUAGACUAUGGGAAGCAGCCAUUAAUUUAUGUAUUCACCUACCUAUCCCCCUUCCUGCAGCUGUACUGAGCUCGCAGAUGAGUCCCAGACCUGCAGAGCUUGCAAACAUGCUUUGGAUUGACAGGCAUAGCAGCACCAACUGCAGGAGGAACCAGCUGCUGUAACUAGCCCUUGUGUUCAGCUUGGGGCAGCCAAGGACACACACUCAUUAUUUAAAUGAUAGUCCUGCCCUGGGGUCUCCCAGAGGCUGACUCCCUUGCCUACAUUCAACCCACCAAUCAGGGAAGCAACAUCACUAGCUUUAGCAUGAGAGGUAAUGGCCUGAAGUUGCACCAGGGGAGGUUCAGGUUGAAUAUUAGGAAAAUCUUCUUCUCCAAAAGAGUGGUGAUGCCCUGGCACAGGCUUCCCAGGGAGGUGAUGGGGUCACUGUCCCUGGAGGUGUUCCAGAACCGUGGAGAUGUGGCAUGUCAGUGGGCAUGGUGGAGUGGGUUGGGGAUGGACUGGAUGAUCUUAGAGGUCUUUUCCAACCCCAAUGAUUCCACAGUUCUAUGACUUUCUGGGUAAAUGUAGGCAGCUGCAUGCAGUGCCCAUUUUUUGGGGUCUCUCCAUCACUCAGGGAGCUGCUGGUGGCAGUAUAUGGCAGCGAGGUGCUGGGCUGGCACUGCACAGUCCCUGUCCACUGCCAUCACUCCUCACUCCUUGGGGCCCAUACGGCCCCAGAGCGCACUGUAAAUAGUCGGAAGCGAUGAAUGGAUUUCCCCUUCCUCUCCAUGUGUGCUUUAGAUUUUUGGCCGGAUACAGCAUGGGCUUGGGACACACCAAAACAUGGAUCUUUCUCCCCGGCAGCCCAAGCUUUCACAUGGGAACAGCUCUAUGUGCUGCUUGCAGAACAGCGUGUGGUGAAGUAGGUGAAGACUGCAGUGAUUUCCUCAGGAAUGCCAUGAAUUUACCCAUGCCCUGUGCCUGCCUGAGCCUGGUGUGGCCUUACGAGGUCUCUCGGCACACGGUGCAGCUGCAGCCAUGGCAAGGCCCCAAGCUUUCCCCUGGGUGUAGCCCAAGGACAGGCGGUUUCUGAAACAGGAAAGAGGGAGACAGGCUAGAAGGCGGUCAAGGAAAGCCAGGCUUUCUGCUGCUUCCAGCUUCCUCCCAGACGUGUUUAUGGCCAUGUGGAGGGAUUUUCUCCUCCCAGCAGCUGCUGCCCUCCUGCCCAGGCUGUUCAGCUGUGUUCUGCUGUGAUGGCUCUGCUCAGCCACUGCCAAACUAACCCCUCCACCUCAUGAUAUGGCAGAGUGGCCCUAAGGUCCCCACUUUGCUGACACCCAGCCUUGCAGGGACAUAGAUGAGGCUGUAGAUGGUGGCACCCUGCUGGGGCGUUCUUUACACAUUGCGCUACCAAACUGGCAUGUGGAAGUGUGGGGGUAAGCAGCAGGGCAAGGAGCAACAGGGAAAGGACCUGCAGGACUUCACUACCACUUGGUCACCUCUCUACCAACACUGAGGAUGGGGAUAUGGGCUGGUGGCCUAUCCAGGCUCAUGGUGGUCGAGGUGUCCUGAGGUGUGUGUUGCCUCAGUGCUGUGGGCAGAGCCAGUGAGGGUCAGCUCCUGCCUGUGGCUCCUAGAGUCAGGGCUGGCUCUGAACAAUGGGUGGAGAGCAGGAAACGCCGCAUGGGAAACAGGAUUUGGCGCCGCCGCCGCCAGCCACGGCCCCUUGGCCCCUUUCCUUUCCCGGCUCCACAGAGCCCUUCCCAGAGCCACGGGGCAUACCGAGGCGAUGAGGAUGCCGCUGCACAGGCAGGCUUGGGCAUGAAACCCCAACCACUGCAGGCGAGGAAGGGGCUGGGGUACCACCUGGUCAGGCUGGGGCUCAGCAUGGCUGGGGGCACCCUGAGCAUGCAGUUCUAGCCUCACAGGAGAGCCCCACUGGGCAGCAAACCUCAGUGGCCCCUUUGCCACACAGCUGGGCAGCAGCCGAGCAGGUGGGCACAAAGGCAUCAUCCACGCCAUGCCUCAGCUAUGAUCCAGAGGAAGGGGUGCUGGCUCCCCUGGAUGUCAAGCUGGACUGCUGGGGCAAGAUGGAGAGCGUGGGGCAGGGGUCCUGAGCCUCUACUCAUGUGGAGCCCAUAGGCAAUUGCCACCACUGGCUCUGUCACCCUUGGCUGGGACGUGCUGGAUAUUUUCCCGUGACAGAUUUGGGACACACUUCAAGGACAUGGGACUCCAGUUUUAUCUUCUGCUUCUCCUCCCAUGGAUGGCAGGUAAAUGACUCCUUUCUCUCUGCCCUGCGGGUAAGCCCCUUCCCCAGGGACAUUUGGUGGGAUGGGGCAGCUGUGGUGGUGCCAGUGAAGCAGGGACUCAGGAGGGGCAUGAAGGGAGGAACAGUCCCUUUGAGAUUGGUGGUUUGGAGUCCUCAGGGCUGAGCUGUGGGGCUGAGCUGCCCUCCUCUGUACCCCAGCUCGGGACUGGGGCACAGGAAGAUAGCAGCGGAAGGAGCUUCAUCCCACUGGACACUUGGCUCAUGCAGUAACCUGAGCCCAUGGGGAUCUCCAAAAAGAGACUGGAAAUGCUCACUGUACCAUCUGACAGGCUGGAGCAAGAAAGACGUGGAAAUGGGGGGCCAUCCUGGACAUCACCCUGAUUGCCAAUGUGCAGAGCCUGUCCCACUCCGACUUCUUCCUCUCCUGCAUCAUGGGCGAGCGCGACGUGAGCUACCUGCAGAUUGAGCGGGAGAACAAGAUUGUGAUGACGCACCCCAAGACAGGCUUCCAAAACUACCGCAACCGCAGCAACUACGUGCAGGCCAGGGGUUUCUCCAUGCCUGACCUGGUGGGGAUCCUCUACUGCCUGGGGCGCACACCGACGGAGCAGGCCCAGGUGGUCUACGUGCACAACAGCCACAAUGCCCACCUCUUCCCGGUGAAGGCCACGCAGUCUGUGAAUGUUGGCGAGCCAGCCACCUUCUCCGCCAGGGUCCUCAGGAGGAAGGAGAUGGAUGUCAUGUGGAAAAGAAAUGGUACCUACUACCAGACCACAGACCGGGGCGAGGUGCGGGGUGACCUUUUCACUCUGACACUCCCGAACGUCAGUGUUACUGAAAAUGGCGUCUACAGUGCCACAUUCAUGGGAGAUAGCCCUCUGUGGAGUGCCUUCUACAGGCUGAUCGUCAGAGCAUGUGCUGCAAAGAAGUGGGGUCCGUCCUGUGAGAAGGACUGUCCUGACUGCCUGAAUGGGGGCAUCUGCCAUGACCACGUCGGUGAAUGCAUCUGUCCUCCUGGCUUCACAGGCACCCGCUGUGAGAGAGCCUGCCGGGAAGGCCAGUUUGGCCGCAACUGUCAGGAGACAUGCCAGAGAGCCCAGGGCUGCAGGGGGCUGAGCUUCUGCCUGCCCGACCCCUAUGGCUGCUCCUGCGCAUCGGGGUGGAGCGGCUCCCGCUGCAACCAAGCCUGUCCCCCGGGAUACUAUGGCCCCGACUGUGCCCUAAUGUGUGCCUGCCGGAACGGGGGCAGCUGUAACCGCUUCAGUGGCUGCAUCUGCCCUGCAGGCUGGCACGGGCAGCACUGCGAGAAGUCAGGGAGAAGUGGGAUGAGCCCUAAUGCUGAUUUCUCCACACCAGACCGCUUCCCCCAGAUCAUCAAACUGGCCUCGGAGCUGGAGUUCAACCUGGGCUCAGAGCCCAUCAUCAGCUGCGUGGCCACCGGCAACCCGCUGCCCGCGAGCGAUGGGGUGGAGUUGCGCAAGGCUGAUGGCACCAUGCUCAAGCUGGUCAAAGCCAUCAUAGAGUUGGGGCAGAUCACAUGCGAGUUUCAGGUGCAGCAUCUGACGAAGGCCGAUGCAGGGCUCUGGGAGUGCCGAGUCUCUACUACUGGGGGACAGGACAGCCGGAAAGUCAAGGUCAACAUCCGAGUGCCACCAGCACCCCUGAGCCCCCCCCGACUGCUGGCCAAGCAGAGCCGCCAGCUCGUGGUGUCACCUGUGGACUGCUUCUCCGGUGACGGACCCAUUGUCUCUGUCAAGUUGCUCUACAAGCCCAAGGAUGAUGCCUCGGUGUGGUCAUCCAUUGUGGUUGACAACAGUGAGAACAUCACCCUCAUGAACCUCCGGCCAGUGACCGCCUAUGUUGUCAAGGUGCAGCUGAGCCGACCAGGGGACGGUGGCGAGGGCAGCAAGGGACCUGAGGCUGUCAUGGUGACCGAGUGCCUAGAGCCCACAGUCAAGCCUGUGAUCGAAGGUUGGUCCAUUGAGGAGAAAAACACCCUUCAUGUCAACUGGAAAUUGCCAAGUAACCAUGAGCCUGCACACGGGUUCAUUGUCCAUCUCUUUGACUCUGCAAAACAACUGGUCUACAAGAAAAACAUCACGUCCAUUUCCGUGCUUUCUGCCCACAUUGGGGGCCUGGAGUUCAACAAGGAGUAUGGGCUGGAGGUGCUGGUGUACCACUGCACCAGCCUAGGGCCCCCUUCUGAUCUCUACAAGGUCAUGAUCAACAGCAAAGGGCCUUCCUCCCCACGGUCGCUCUCAGCAGAGUCUGUGUCUGACACAGCCAUCAGGCUCUACUGGCAGGUCCCCGAGUACCCCAACGGGGGCAUCACCAAGUACAUUGUGGAGCUGCAGCAGGUGGGGGGGACCAGCGAGCCCCAGUGGAUUGACACUGACAAUGGCGCCGAGACCACCAAGACCAUUGGAGGCCUCAAUGCCAGCACCACCUACCAGUUUCGCGUCCGGGCCAACUCCCACGUCCCAGGGGAGUGGAGCCAUCUGGUGAAAGCCAAGACCCUGGGGGAUGGAGCACUGAGUGUGCCACCCAGCCUGGGCAGCCAGAGCACCGAGCAGUCAGGAAUAGACCAACAGCUGCUCUUGGCCAUCAUCGGCUCUGUAUCUGUCACCUGCCUCACCAUCCUCUUUGCCCUCCUGGCACUUUUCCUCAUCAAGAAGAACUUUUUCCACCGGCGCCGCACCUUCACAUACCAGUCUGGCUCGGUGAGUGCUGCCUGCCCCACCAGGACAGUGUCCCCAGCUCCCCACGUCCCAGCCCGAUCCAGGUCACGCUCCAUAGCCUCCAGUCCGGAUGCAGCCAGACCUCACCUCCACACAGAGAGGGGAGAAGAGACCAUCCUGCAGUUCAACUCUGGGACCCUGACCCUGACACGCCGGCCCAAGCCACAGCCCGAACCCCUCAGCUACCCCAUCCUGGAGUGGGAGGACAUCAAGUUUGAGGACAUGAUUGGGGAAGGGAACUUUGGGCAGGUCAUCAGGGCCAUGAUCAAAAAAGAUGGCUUGAAAAUGAAUGCAGCCAUCAAGAUGCUGAAGGAGUUCGCCUCAGAGAAUGACCACCGGGACUUUGCCGGAGAGUUGGAGGUGCUGUGCAAGUUGGGCCAUCACCCCAACAUAAUCAACUUGCUGGGUGCCUGUGAGAACAAGGGUUACCUGUAUAUUGCCAUUGAGUAUGCCCCCUAUGGAAACCUCCUCGACUUCCUCCGCAAAAGCCGAGUCCUGGAGACCGACCCAGCCUUUGCCAAGGAGCACGGCACCGCGUCCACCCUCACCUCCCAGCAGCUCCUCCAGUUUGCUUCGGACGUGGCUAAAGGGAUGCAGUACCUGAGUGAGAAGCAGUUCAUUCACAGGGACCUGGCAGCCAGGAAUAUCCUGGUGGGAGAAAACCUGGCCUCCAAGAUUGCCGACUUCGGCCUCUCCAGGGGGGAGGAGGUCUAUGUGAAGAAGACAAUGGGCCGCUUGCCAGUUCGCUGGAUGGCCAUCGAGUCCCUCAACUACAGCGUGUACACCACCAAGAGCGAUGUGUGGUCCUUUGGUGUCCUGCUCUGGGAGAUCGUCAGCUUGGGGGGGACGCCAUAUUGCGGAAUGACAUGUGCUGAGCUCUAUGAGAAGCUGCCCCAGGGCUAUCGCAUGGAGAAACCCCGCAACUGUGAUGAUGAGGUGUACGAGCUGAUGCGGCAGUGCUGGCGCGACCGUCCCUACGAGCGCCCGCCCUUCGCCCAGAUCUCCAUGCAGCUCAUCCGCAUGCUGGAGGCCAGGAAGGCAUACGUGAACAUGGCCCUGUUUGAGAACUUCACCUAUGCAGGGAUCGAUGCCACCGCUGAGGAGGCCUGAGGCUGCAUCCAGCUCCAUGCAGCUCCCACCAGCUUGUGAAUGCAUGGCAGAGGGGCAACGCCAGCCCCCAGCCUGCUGGGACACUGCUGGGGGGGCUACCUGCCCCCCCUGCCCAGCAGGUGACUGUGGCUGAAUAACAGUGGCCCCUCUGGAGAGCAUCCUCCCUGCAGCAGGACUGCGCUGUGCCCUUCCCAGCUGCCUCCUGAUGCAUGCUGGUUGGGGGACACAUGGGGACAGCCCCAAAGGACGCGUGCCCUACACGGCGUCUGCAGCAGAGAGAAGGACCUGGCCCCCAGGAGCUGGGGAUGCUGCAGCCCACACCCUGGCAGGACACAAACACCCAAACUGUGGGGUGAGAGGUGGAAGCAGAGGCCUGGCAGCUCCCUGCCCUGCAGCUCUCAGCAUGCUCCGCUGUGAGCAAAGUGUGAGCAUCGCUCCAGCACGGGAUGCAGCAGCCCCAGUGCAGGAGGAAGGAUGUGCACAGCCUCCAGCUCAGCACUGCCCCUUGGAAUUCUAUGGCUAUGUUUUAUGGUCAAUAAACAUUGUACAAUGGA
Molecule: messenger RNA, 7609 nt
Organism: Numida meleagris (helmeted guineafowl)
Lineage: Eukaryota; Metazoa; Chordata; Aves; Galliformes; Numididae
Gene: TIE1
Product: tyrosine kinase with immunoglobulin like and EGF like domains 1
Exons: 23
Coding region: 3639-7055 (1138 amino acids)
Biological process (GO): positive regulation of kinase activity; multicellular organism development; protein phosphorylation
Cellular component (GO): signaling receptor complex
Molecular function (GO): protein binding; ATP binding; transmembrane receptor protein tyrosine kinase activity
Source: RefSeq, a predicted model, not a curated record